Molecule: messenger RNA, 225 nt
Organism: Penicillium taxi
Lineage: Eukaryota; Fungi; Ascomycota; Eurotiomycetes; Eurotiales; Aspergillaceae
Exons: 1
Coding region: 1-225 (74 amino acids)
Source: RefSeq, a predicted model, not a curated record
AUGUCUCGUCGCAGAAACUCUGAACCAAUGAACGAGGCCUUUGCAUACCCCUCUCCUCGCCGUGGGCCCAUUGAGGGCCCCAAUGGCCGAAGACUCAUUCGCCGUGUCACUUGGCGGUCUUCCACGUACAAACUCAUGGCUUCAUUGUGGGUGAUAGGAGUCUUGUACAUUCUUUGGCUCACCCGAGAUUUAUAUCUUCCCUCAAGCUUAUUCACCAAUGAAUGA